Molecule: messenger RNA, 1686 nt
Organism: Recurvomyces mirabilis
Lineage: Eukaryota; Fungi; Ascomycota; Dothideomycetes; Mycosphaerellales; Teratosphaeriaceae
Exons: 1
Coding region: 1-1686 (561 amino acids)
Biological process (GO): protein phosphorylation
Molecular function (GO): protein serine/threonine kinase activity; ATP binding
Source: RefSeq, a predicted model, not a curated record
AUGCCUGGAAUGGAUCUUGUCGCCAAUGGCACAGCUUUGGACGUGCAGCGCUCUCCACCGAUGACGAUCGUCGCGCCUGCAAGACUACCAGUCCGCGGUACGACUGAUAUGCUGUCUAAGGAUCCAAUGGAAGUGCCUAAGCUGGACCAUGAGGCGAUUAAGGAGAAAGCAAGAAAGCGGAAGAAGAACAAGAAGAAGAUGUCCGCCGCAGCACCAGCUGUUAAUGUAGUGAAAGGCUUCCAGACGCCAGUCAUGUCAGGUGGCGAGGAGAGUGACAUGUCUUUGGCUGGCACACCAAGACUUGGAGCUACAGGCAGCCCUCUAAUACGCGCGGCAACCCCUGGUGUGAGUGGGAUCAGCGCGCUCAAGUCGCGGUUGGAUGCCUUGUCUCUAGACAACGAUGGUUCUCGACCAAGCCUGGAGAGGGUCAUGUCCAGCACCUCAACUGUGUGCGAAACCACAACAUCAGCCUCGUCCCGAGCGAGUGACGGCGAUCGCACGGAGAUGGAGGCCUACGAUGUGCCGCUCGACCAGGACUUCACUAGCCCCGACGCUGGCAGCCGCACCCCAAUCCUGGCUUCACAUAUUAUUGAAGGAGGUCUACGCGCUAGCUCCGUAUGUCGCAAGAUGUGUGCUGAGGAUUUCGAGCCACUGCGUUGUCUUGGCAAGGGCGCGUUCGGCACGGUCCACCUCGUCAAACAGCAAGCCAGCGGUCGCCUGUACGCGCAGAAGCAGUUCAAGAAGGCAACCUUGACCGUCCACAAGCGCAUGAUCGAGCAGACGCGCACAGAGCGCACCAUUUUAGAGUCAGUGAACAGGCAUCCUUUUGUGGUGAAGCUCUACUACGCUUUCCAGGAUCACGAGAAGCUGUAUCUCAUCCUGGAGUACGCGCAAGGCGGUGAGCUGUUCACUCACUUGGCGAUGGAGCGCAUGUUCACGGAAGAAGUCGCAGCCUUCUACAUGGCUGAGAUGAUCCUGGCUCUCGAGCACUUGCACCACAAUGUCCGUGUCAUCUACCGCGACCUCAAGCCAGAGAACUGCCUGCUCGACGCCGAAGGUCACCUCCUACUCACCGACUUCGGCUUAUCGAAAGUAGCGCUCGAGGACGAACGCGCAGACAGCAUCCUAGGCACCAUCGAGUACAUGGCCCCUGAAGUGAUCAUUGGAAAAGGCUACGAUUUCACAGUCGACUGGUGGAGUCUCGGAGCUAUCGGCUUCGAUCUUCUUACUGGUAGUCCGCCGUUUGGCGGCAACAAUCAUGCCAGGAUCCAGCAGAACAUCUUGAAGCAGAAAUUGCAGAUUCCAUACUUCCUGGGCCCGGACGCGAAAGAUAUACUCACCCGUCUUCUGCGCAAGGAGCCUCAUAAGCGACUAGGAGGCACGAGCAAAGCCGAUCUGAAGACUUUGAAAUCGCACCGUUUCUUCCGUAAGAUCGACUGGAAGAAACUUGAAAAACGCGAGCUCGAGCCGCCGAUUCAGCCUGUGAUCACGGAUCCCGAACUGGCGGAGAACUUCAGCAACGAGUUUACGGAGCUGCCGCUCAGUCCUGUGCUGACUCGUGGUGGCAAGUCUUUCGAGGAUUAUAUGGAAGAUGUGCAGAAGCCGGAGGGGAACCCUUUUGGUGGGUUCAGUUUUGUGGCUAGCAGUAGUCUACUUGAAAGCGACGAGAUUAUGCUUGGAGCUUGA